This is a messenger RNA of Danio rerio (zebrafish), 5909 nucleotides long. The record is from RefSeq and is a predicted model, not a curated record. Lineage: Eukaryota; Metazoa; Chordata; Actinopteri; Cypriniformes; Danionidae.
GGCGUUCAUAAGCAGAGCUACGAAAUAGAGUAGUGCCAUUUAAGUGAGUCAUCUAACGGCGUGACCUGUAGAAGUAGCUCUGAACUUCACUUUGUCGCCAAAAUCAGUUCAACAAAGUCCAUUGCGGCACACUCAUCACUGCCGUGAGUCACUGCUAUAGGAACAGGACUAAACUACGAGAGCACCGGGUUCACUGAAGAAAAGUAGGUGCUUCACAGUUUUGUUUUUUGUUUUGUUUUUUCAUUUUCAUCCGGUUCUAGUAGAACAUCUCGGUAGCGAUGAUUAUAAGGCAUUAGUUACACAGGAGCAUCUAUUUAUUGGACUAUUAAAAGGCAACAUAAAUUGGGAGUGCAGACUUUUUUAAUAAUAAAGUAUUAUUCCUGGAUUUAUCAUUUUAAAAAGUAUUUUGGAAUAUCAUUUUAGAUUAGGUAUAAAGGAAUCCCUUUGCUUGGAAGUGAUUUUUUUUGCCACUGAAGACACUGGUCGUCUGGGAAUUCAUUUUCAUCCAUCUGAAAUUUCCUCCUCUUUCCCUGGAUCAUGUACCAGGAUUACACCGGGACAUACGACACAUCCUCCCGCGGCAGCAGCAGCUCACCGGCGCACCCGGACACCAGCCCCAUCCCCGCCUCCAGUUACCAGAAGUACCGAAUAGACAUGCCUGGCUCUAGCAGUGCCUUUAUUCCAACAAUCAAUGCCAUAACUACCAGUCAGGACCUGCAGUGGAUGGUUCAGCCCACAGUAAUUACAUCUAUGUCUAAUCCGUACUCGCGGCCUCACCCGUACGGCCUGUCUGUGUCUAGUGGGCCAAGCCUCCUCGGUCACACAGCCCUCACACGGCCUGGGGUCAUCCGCUCCAUUGGCGAUGCCCGUGGUCGACGCAAACGAGAUGAGCAGCUCACCCCAGAGGAAGAAGAAAAACGGCGAGUUAGACGAGAAAGAAACAAACUAGCUGCAGCAAAAUGUCGGAACCGCAGAAGAGAGCUGACCGAGAUGCUUCAAGGGGAAACAGAGAAGCUAGAAGAAGAGAAAGCUGACCUCCAGAAAGAAAUCGAAACCCUGCAGAAGGAAAAGGACAAGUUGGAAUUUAUGUUGGUGGCCCACAACCCUGUGUGCAAACUGCCGCCCGAAGAACGCCACCAGAGCUCACAUUCCCAGCAGUGCGUGCCCCUCCCCCUGACCAUGCGCUCUAAUCUGGUUCCCCGUGGGCCAAUGAACACCCUCAACCCAGUGGUGGUUAAACAGGAGCCUUUGGAAGACGACGAUGAUGACGAGGAUGAUGACGACGAAGAAGAAAAAGUCCAGCAUUCAGUCAUCAAGCCCAUCUGCUUAGGCGGCGGCAUGUAUUGCUCUGAUGGAGACAGCCUCAACACGCCUGUGGUUGCUGCUUCUACACCGGUGUCCACCCCAAACAACCCAAGUCUCAUCUUUACUUAUCCCAGCAUGCUCGAGCCUGAGAGCCCAUCACCCUCGUCAGAGUCCUGCUCUAAAGCCCAUCGCCGCAGCAGUAGCAGCGGUGACCAGUCCUCAGAUUCCCUAAAUUCUCCCACCCUGUUGGCUCUUUGAAGGAAAUUUUGACAUUGCUCAGCUGGGAUUUGAGUCAGAACUUCACAUCAAGUUGAGAACUCUUAAGGGCUAAUUUGCUCUUUUUAUUUAAACGUUUCAAUUUUUUUUUUUCGGUCAGUUGUUGUUUAAAUGUACAUGCAAAUUCCACUCGCUGUAUUAAUUACAAAUUGUGGUGAGGUUUUGUGAUGAAGGUAAAGCCAGAGGAGAGAUCGCAUCUUUCAUCUUUAGCAUAAGACUCAGAGCAGGUUGCGGUCAGAUGUUUGAUUUAAAAGAUCAAAAAUUUAUUUGUUUUACUAGCUUGAUAAUGCUGGGUACACACACACAUACACACACACUGGUAAUCAGGAUGAUUUUGGGCCCAUUUCUCCCCUUUUUGACAAUCUAAAGUAACAUCUUAUCUCGAUGGUUCAAAAGUAUAUCUUAAAAUUUCCUGUGGUGUGAGGUGUAUUAAGACUUAAUCUGCACAGAAGAACAUCUCCGAUUGGGAAUCAUAUAAUAUUUACAAUCAAAAUCCCGAUGUGUGGAAGUAACCCUGAGGAGAAACGCACAUACGAACUGGAGAUCAUCACAUGAAACAAAACAAUAUCCAAUCAGAAAGCAAGCUGGCAGAAGAGGGCAGUAUAAUAAAUAAGCACAGUCAUGGCGGAGCACAAAAAAAACCCGAUUUGCACAGCAGAAAUGGAAGAUCAGCUUGUAGAUUUAUGCCGAUAAAUGAUGAUGUUUAUGCAGUUAUUUGUCCAUCAUGUUUGUUCUCUAAUCUCAAGAGAUUUGAAAAAAUAACGAUCUGUUGGUGUGUGGUGUGCUGUCUGGUGAGCUUAGAAUCACCAAGAGGCGACACUCGAUAGAACUUUCCAUUGCAACAGCCUUGCAAUUCCACCAUUUUGGAGUGAAAGUGAUCGGCCGUCCAUUGGAUCUUAUUGCUGUUGCGAUGGCAAGCAGCUGCUUUGUUUUUUAGUUAUUUAUUUGUUUUAAAAAGUGCAUUAAAAGCUGAGAUACAACCUGAAAGAUGAAAAUACAACACUUACCAUCACAAUCAUUAGCACUUUAAAUAGUUUAAAGACGUUGCUGUUGUUCUAUUAGAGUUUUCAUUCCAAAAUGGCCACUGCGUGACACUAGCAGCAUCUAGUGGCUGUUUCCCAAAUCGCACUAGAGUGUCGCCUCUUGGCGAUUCUAUGCUCUUUGCUCACGACAUGCCACACACUAUGCGAACAAAACAGUGAAAGCUAAACAUUUUCAACACAAUCUCAUAGCAAUUCAUAACUUUUUGAUUUGGAGAUGCUGCAUGACUUGAAAAUAUAUUGAUCUGUUAGUGUGUGGCGUGCAGCGAGACAGCACACUAUACACCAUGCAAACAAAAUGGUGAAAUCUAAAAAUGUUCGUAACUUGGGUCAAUUUGUAACUUUGAUUUAGUGGAAGAUCAGCUUGUAGAUUUAUGUUGAUAAAUGAUGUCGAUGUUUAUUCAGUUAUUUGUCCACCAUGUUUGUUCUAUAGCCUCAAGAAAUUCUGCAAGAUUUGAAAAAUUAACGAUCUGUUGGAGUAUAGUGUGCUGUCUCACGGCAAGCCACACACUAUGCGAACAAAACAUUGAAAUCUAAACAUUUAACAAUCUCAUGGCAUUUCAUAACUUCUUGAUUUAGUGGAAGAUCAGCUUGUAGAUUUAUGUUGAUAAAUGAUGUCGAUGUUUAAUCAGUUAUUUGUCCGCCAUGUUUGUUUUCUAGUCUCAAGAGAUUCUGCAAGAUUUGAACAGUUGUAUAUCUGUUGGUGUAUAGUGUGCUGUCUCACUGCACACCACACACACUAUACGAACAAAAUAGUGAAAUCUAAAAAUGUUCAUAAUUUGGGUCAAUUCGUAACGUUUUGAAUUAGUGGAAGAUCAGCUUGUAGAUUUAUGUCGAUAAAUGUUGAAUUUUGUUCUAUAGUCUCAAGAGACGCUGCAUGAUUAGAAAAAUGAACGAUCUGUUGAUGUAUAGUGUGCGGUCUCACGGCACUCCACACACUAUGCGAACAAAACGGUGAAAUCUAAACAUUUUCAACAAUCUCAUGGCAAUUCAUAAAUUUUUGACAAAGUGGAAGAUCAGCUUGUAGAUUUACGUCGAUAAAUGAUGUCAAUGUUUAUUUAGUUAUUUGUAGAGAUUCUGCAAGAUUUGAAUAGUCGAAGAUCUGUUGGUGUAUGGUGUGCUGUCUCACGGCUCACCUCACAAUACAAACAAAACGGGUCAAUCUAAAAAUGUUCGUAACUUGGGUCAAUUUGUAACUUUUUUGAUUUAGUGGCUAGUUAUUAUUUCUUUGUAUGAUCUCAUUAGUUCUUAGUACAACUUUCUCAUUUAGGUUUAGGUGUGGAUUGGGGGCACACAUCCCUUUAAAAAUCAUACGCAAGAUCAAUUCCGUAUGAAUUAGACACUUUUCUGAUAAUACGUUACGUUUCCUCAUAAGAUUGGGCUGGAUUUUUUUUGUCCUUGUGUGUGUGGUCUCUUAUAAGAUUUCAAUAAAAUCAUCUUUUAGUGUGUACCCAGCAUUAUUAGAGAGUGGGACUGCUUGAAAAAGUCUCAAUAGGUACAGAAUCAGGACACUAGCAUAGAUAGCUGCCCUAAAAACAUCAUCACCUUUUGUAUUUGUACGUCUGAAUAUUGUCGCAUUGUAUUUUGUGCCCUGCUGUUUUUAAUAUUUAGGGUUCACUGGAUGAGCCUGACUGCUAAAUGUUGAAAGAACCAACUUGUAUAAUAAAACGAUGACCUUUGUCGAUAUUUUGUUUAUGCGCGCAAGCACUAAGGAUAGAUUGCCAAAUUUACAUAGCUUUUGUUAUGUAAAGUUAACAAACAAACAAAGAAAAAAAAAAACACUUUAUAGCAUCAGCAAAUCUACUGUCAGGGAUUUUCUUCUGUGUCAGCGAGCCAUACAAGCAUUACUAGAAGCAAUUGCACACAGAACAAUAUAACAGUACAUGAGGGAAACUAGCCAUAUUGGGCUCUGCCUCCAACCCUGACAUGGCAAUACUGCUUUUGUAUUGGUGCACACUGUGGUUUUCAAAUAAAGAUAGCAAACUAUAUAUUACUUUUAUAAUAUGUAUGUUUAUGUCAGCCCCUUUUCAGGGUGCAGUUUGUAUGAAUAUGUAUCUAUGAACUCUUCUCCCUGAAACACUGGUUGGCACUGAUUACUGCACUUUGUUGCAAACUUACAAUCAAAUAAAACACCGUUCCUUGUGAUGAUUGAUAAAACAUGGAAAGCAAAAUGACAAAAGGUGGGCGUUGUGCAUCAGACACUGAAUAAAUAUACAAAUUGCAAUUGGAACGGAGACUGAACUUCAGAGAGGUUACUGUUACCGCAGUAACGUAAGGUGAAAUAGAGUAUUUAUUGAACAGAAACUGAACUCAAUAGUGGCCUCUACUUGAAGGACUUUGUUUCGAAGGAUCCAAGAAAAUGUUAGUGUUUGUUAAAAACAAGGAUGAGUGAUAUGUCCCACCCUCCAAAAAGGAAACUGUUUAAAGACUGUGCUGUAAACUGUUCUCUGUUUGUCUUUGAACCUUGUGUAAUUUGAGGAAGCCACCUAUACAGCUUUCUGCACAUGUACUGCUUAUCAGUCAAUGUAUUUUCUCUCUCCCUGUCUGUCUCUUUCUCUCUCUUUUUUAUUGCUUUAACUGUUGUUGAAAGACAGAAAAACAACCUACAAAAACAGCAAUAUGUGUUUGUUUCUUUGGUAAUUUAAAUUUAUUAUAAUGAUAAUAAUAAUAAAAAAAAACAUUUACAAAGUGUUAUUUUUGGAUAGUUGUACUUUGCUGUGCACAGUGUUUGGGUUUUCUGGAUAUUUCAUUGUUACGAUGUGGUGCUUGUUUCUUUACGUCUGUUACAAGAUGGUAGAAUGCACCUGCUUUAUGCAUCAUACAUCACUCAUUUCUGCCCAUCGUUUUUAAAAUGCCCUUAUAUUAAUUUGUGAAAUGACACCAUCAUUGCAAUAAAAGUCUUGAUAAUAAUAAUAAUAAUGACAAUAUAACACAUCAAAAAUAAGUUUUUUGUUUUGAUAUAAAUACAUACAAUCAACAUAAUAUAAAUGCUGUUGAUGAAGUAAAGGAAACGGGAAGCACUUUAUGCAAAACAAAACAUGCUAAUGGUAAUUAAUGCCAAUUUGGGCACACAUUAUACUAGAUUGUUUACUUUCACACAGUACAUUUCAAAUCACAUCCAAACUGAUGUUUCGAUUAAAGGUGCAUUCUUUAUCUUGCAUUAUUUUGAGAAAAAAAAAGACCCAUUGUCUCAUUUCAACUGAUCAAAUUUUGUAAUGAUUAUGUGCAAGGUUGAAAGUUAUUUGCCAAGUUGAAAUUUUGGUAAGAAAUAAAUCAGUUUCAAGAACA